Molecule: messenger RNA, 3042 nt
Organism: Closterium sp. Yama58-4
Lineage: Eukaryota; Viridiplantae; Streptophyta; Zygnematophyceae; Desmidiales; Closteriaceae
Source: the annotation of a GenBank genome assembly
AUGGCCACUACUGACCGCCGCCCCGCUUUCUCGAGACGGUCCCGGUCUCAUCACAAAUCGCCGUCCACAGACUCGUUCCUCGCCGACUCGCUUUCCCGCUUCGUCGAAACCCUCGCCGAGAACGACCCCUCCUACUCUUCGCUUCCCCCCCGCCACUCCCCGCGAAGCACCCUCUCUCCCAUGUCCUCGUCCUCUAGUACUCCUUCCGCCAUGAGAACCGGCCGCCGCUCCCUUGAGAUUCCUUCCGACGCCGAUUCGAGUCACGGAUUCGCGUCGCCUCGAGACGUCCCAAGGCGCCUCGCGAUGCGGCUCCUGGUGGGCGACAGCGGCGGAGCGGUGGAUGCGGCGACGACGAGGGUCCGCACGCCGGAAAAAGGUGUUCCGCGGGGAAGCAGUGGAAGGUGUAGCGUAAAUGCCCCAGGCACAUACAACCGCGACUUGUUAAACGGCGACUUUUCGAGGGAGUUCUGCCUUCAGGCUGAAGCGGGUCGCGAAGGGCCGCAGGGCCGUAAUGGCGGCUCCAGGGCAAUGUUUCGCAGCAUCAGCGAGCACGUGGGUCCUGAUACGACAACCCCAUUCUCCCCCGCUUCCCCCGCGUCCCUCGCUUCCUCCGCCUCUACUCCUAAUGGGGUACAGCGGACCGCGUCGCCCAAAGGCCGUUACCUGUCGCGCGUCGGGGCGUCGGAGCCGUUGGAGCGCACCCUCCCCCGCAAAAGCCGCUUGAACGGCGACGAGGAAACUGACGCUGGAUCGACGGCGACGGGCCGCGACGGGACGGACGCGGAGGAGGGGGAUUCAUCGGACGCGUCGGUGUCCAUGCGGCGCCUAGGGCGCGAGAUGAACGAGCUGAGGAGACAGCUCGAACGAUGCUCCAAGAUUAAUAAGUGGCUAACCGAGUCGUUGCGUUCUGCGGAGCGCAUUGCGGCGGAAGCCACGGCAGCCGCGAAGGUGGCGGAAGCGGAACGGGACCACGUGGCGAAGGAGCUGGAGGAGAUGUUGAACGCGUGGUCCCAAGCGGAUAACGCGGCGGCGGCGAAGCAGGAGGAGGAGCGCUCGUCGGUUGAACGAAGCCGCGCGUCACUGGAGCGGGCGCGCGCGGUGUUGGCUCAAGAGAGGGAGGCGGUGGGGAGGGAGAGAGAGGAGGUGAAGAGGGAGCGGGAGGAGUUGAAGCGGGAAAGGGAAGCGCUGCAGAAAGAUAAGGAGAGGAUUGCGGCGGGGCGGGCGGCGCAAGAGGUGCAUAUGGAGUGGAGCAAGGCGCACCGCCAGGCGGAGAUGAUGGGCGUGCGGCAGCACCAGCACCAUGUGACUCCCGACGGUGUGCUUCUAAGGAGCGUGAGCAUGAACAGCACGUGUAGCACGUGCAGCACGUGCAGCUGCCUGAGCAGCACCCGAUGCAUCAACGAUGCCAGGCGCCUCGCGAUGCGGCUCCUGGUGGGUGACAGAGGCGGGGCGGUGGACGCGGCGACGCCGAGAGUCCGCACGCCGGAAAAGGGUGCGUCGCAAGGAACCAGCGGAACCCGCGGCGCAGAGAGCGGCAUACAAAACCGCGAACCCAAGAGCCGUGAUAACUGGUCGAGGGAGUUUCCUCUCGAAGCGGCAGAUGCGGGUCGUGAGGGACCGCAGAGCCGUAAGCAUGGUGGCGCAAAGGCGAUGAUCCGAAGCAUUAGCGAUCGCGUGGCACGCGACUCGGUGGGUCCGAACGCGACAAUCCCAACCUCUCCCACUUCCUCCACGUCCUCCGCUUCCUCUGCUUCCUCUGCGUCCUCUAUUAAAGCGAUUCAGUUGAACGCAUCGCGCGUCGCGGCGUCGGAUCCGUUGGAGCGCACCCUCCCCCGCAAAGCCCGUUUGAAGGACGACGACACGGCGGCGGCGGUCCGAAACGAAGCGACGGAUGGCGAGGAGGAUUCGGACGCCGGGUCGGUGUCGAUGCGACGACUGCGACGCGAGAUUGACGAUCUGAGGACGCAGCUGGAGCGAUGUGUGCGAAUCAACAAAUUGCUCUCCGAAUCGUUGCGCUCAGCGGAGCGCACAGCGAAUGAAGCCACAGCAGCCGCCCGCGUGUUGGCGUCGGAACGAGACGACUUGGCGAAGGAGCUGGAAGCGGUGCUGAAAGCGUGGUCCCAAGCCGAUGACGAAAGGGAGGCUGUGGGGAGGGAGAAGGAGGAGGUGAGGAAGGAGCGGGAGGAGUUGAAGCGGGAGAGGGAAGCGCUGCAGAAAGACAAGGAGAGGAUCUCCAAGGACGCGGCGAAGCUUGCAGCGAGAGAGGUGCAGAGCGAGCGGAUGAAGGUGCAGCAGCAAGCAUGGAUGAUGGGCGUGCGGCAGCACCAGCACCAUGUGACCCCCGAUGGUGUGCUUGUAAGGAGCGCCAGCAUGAGCAGCACGUGCAACUGCCUCAACAGCACCAAAACGAGGUCCAACGACGAGGAAGCAACGGACCAGGAGCCAAGCAAGCCGGGGGGGAGAAGGAGCAGCGGCAGCAUCAAAGUCGGCGAAUCUGCUUCACGCAGGAUCCCCUCCUGUCGGUCGGAGAGCAACCUCAGUGCGUGUGCUUCAAGGGCACAGGAGCAUGCGCCGACUGGGCUUCCGCACUCCGCGAGUGCAGGAAUGCAAAGUGCAGCUGGGUGGGAGGUCUACCCCAGCCAUCAGAUCAGGGAGAAGGCACAUAAGGUUGGGCGCAUGGCAGCAUAUGUUCGCGAACGAUGGGAGUCGCCUGCAGUUCCGCAUGCGUUGGCCUGUCGGGCCGAGCCAUUCACGGAGGCAGCAUGCGACCUGAGCCUAGAGGCCGAUUUCCUUGCGUCUGUUGAGGGAGCGAAGAAGCUGAAUCCCGUGCUAGCACGGCCGUACCAGCUGGUUCUCUACGGGCUGUACAAGCAGGCGACUGCAGGCAGCAUCACUUUGUGCUCAGAAGAUGACGUGGACACUGACGACCAAGAGAAACUUCAGGCUUGGCGCGACUUCGCAGGCCUGAGCAUCGAGGUCGCCAUGGUGAACUACGUGCAGAAGGUGAAGCAGUUCCAGAUGCUCUUCUCGCCCUCUACUUGA